This is a messenger RNA of Sphaeroforma arctica JP610, 228 nucleotides long. RefSeq lists its product as hypothetical. NCBI's taxonomy places the organism in Eukaryota, Ichthyosporea, Ichthyophonida. The record is from RefSeq and is a predicted model, not a curated record. The annotation marks the transcript as partial. The transcript has a single exon.
AUGGCCAUUCAGGAUGUCGUCAGCAUUGUUCCUUUUGAUAGCGAGGUACAGAAGAAGCCUUUGACGGGGCAAACCAUAGCCAAGACAGGUGAAGACGGUAGCGUUGAGGUUGAGUUAGACACUCAGGACGUGGAGGCAGAUAGCCGAGUGUUCAUCACGGCCACUUGGAUGGUACGUGCGGGGGAAGGGGUUGCGCUCGUUAAGGAUACGCUUGUGCUCUGUAUAGGU